Messenger RNA from Nomascus leucogenys (northern white-cheeked gibbon), 2586 nucleotides. It is a transcript of the gene ATG7, whose product is annotated as autophagy related 7. Bases 112 to 2328 code for a protein of 738 amino acids. Gene Ontology annotation, cellular component: phagophore assembly site; cytoplasm. Lineage: Eukaryota; Metazoa; Chordata; Mammalia; Primates; Hylobatidae. Gene Ontology annotation, molecular function: Atg12 activating enzyme activity; Atg8 activating enzyme activity. The transcript is spliced from 19 exons. The record is from RefSeq and is a predicted model, not a curated record. Gene Ontology annotation, biological process: autophagosome assembly; cellular response to nitrogen starvation; protein modification by small protein conjugation.
GCACGCGCGCCGCUUCCCGGUGGCAGGCGCGGGCAGGGCCGCGUUGCGUCAUCGGGGCGCGCGCCUCAGAGAGAGCUGUGGUUGCCGGAAGUUGAGCGGCGGCAAGAAAUAAUGGCGGCAGCUACGGGGAAUCCUGGACUCUCUAAACUGCAGUUUGCCCCCUUUAGCAGUGCCUUGGAUGUUGGGUUCUGGCAUGAGUUGACCCAGAAGAAGCUGAACGAGUAUCGGCUGGAUGAAGCUCCCAAGGACAUUAAGGGUUAUUACUACAAUGGUGACUCUGCUGGGCUGCCAGCUCGCUUAACAUUGGAGUUCAGUGCUUUUGACAUGAGUGCUCCCACCCCAGCCCGUUGCUGCCCAGCUGUUGGAACACUGUAUAACACCAACACACUUGAGUCUUUCAAGACUGCAGAUAAGAAGCUCCUUUUGGAACAAGCAGCAAAUGAGAUAUGGGAAUCCAUAAAAUCAGGCGCUGCUCUUGAAAACCCUGUACUCCUCAACAAGUUCCUCCUCUUGACAUUUGCAGAUCUAAAGAAGUACCACUUCUACUAUUGGUUUUGCUAUCCUGCCCUAUGUCUUCCAGAGAGUUUACCUCUCAUUCAGGGGCCAGUGGGUUUGGAUCAAAGGUUUUCACUAAAACAGAUUGAAGCACUAGAGUGUGCAUAUGAUAAUCUUUGUCAAACAGAAGGAGUCACAGCUCUUCCUUACUUCUUAAUCAAGUAUGAUGAGAACACGGUGCUGGUUUCCUUGCUUAAUCACUACAGUGAUUUCUUCCAAGGUCAAAGGACGAAGAUAACAAUUGGUGUAUAUGAUCCCUGUAACUUAGCCCAGUACCCUGGAUGGCCUUUGAGGAAUUUUUUGGUCCUAGCAGCCCACAGAUGGAGUAGCAGUUUCCAGUCUGUUGAAGUUCUUUGCUUCCGUGACCGUACCAUGCAGGGGGCGAGAGACGUUGCCCACAGCAUCAUCUUCGAAGUGAAGCUUCCAGAAAUGGCAUUUAGCCCAGAUUGUCCUAAAGCAGUUGGAUGGGAAAAGAACCAGAAAGGAGGCAUGGGACCAAGGAUGGUGAACCUCAGUGAAUGUAUGGACCCUAAAAGGUUAGCUGAGUCAUCAGUGGAUCUAAAUCUCAAACUGAUGUGUUGGAGAUUGGUUCCUACUUUAGACUUGGACAGGGUUGUGUCUGUCAAAUGUCUGCUGCUUGGAGCCGGCACCUUGGGUUGCAAUGUAGCUAGGACAUUGAUGGGUUGGGGCGUGAGACACAUCACAUUUGUGGACAAUGCCAAGAUCUCCUACUCCAAUCCUGUGAGGCAGCCUCUCUAUGAGUUUGAAGAUUGCCUAGGAGGUGGUAAGCCCAAGGCUCUGGCUGCAGCAGACCGGCUCCAGAAAAUAUUCCCUGGUGUGAAUGCCAGAGGAUUCAACAUGAGCAUACCUAUGCCUGGGCAUCCAGUGAACUUCUCCAGUGUCACUCUGGAGCAAGCCCGCAGAGAUGUGGAGCAACUGGAGCAGCUCAUCGAAAGCCAUGAUGUCAUCUUCCUGUUGAUGGACACCAGGGAGAGCCGGUGGCUUCCUGCUGUCAUUGCUGCAAGUAAGAGAAAGCUGGUCAUCAAUGCUGCUUUGGGAUUUGACACAUUUGUUGUCAUGAGACAUGGCCUGAAGAAACCAAAGCAGCAAGGAGCUGGGGACUUGUGUCCAAACCACCCUGUGGCAUCUGCUGACCUCCUGGGCUCAUCACUUUUUGCCAACAUCCCUGGUUACAAGCUUGGCUGCUACUUCUGCAAUGAUGUGGUGGCCCCAGGAGAUUCAACCAGAGACCGGACCUUGGACCAGCAGUGCACUGUGAGUCGUCCAGGAUUGGCCAUGAUUGCAGGAGCCCUGGCUGUGGAAUUGAUGGUAUCUGUUUUGCAGCAUCCAGAAGGGGGCUAUGCCAUUGCCAGCAGCAGUGAUGAUCGGAUGAAUGAGCCUCCGACCUCUCUUGGGCUUGUGCCUCACCAGAUCCGGGGAUUUCUGUCACGGUUUGAUAAUGUCCUUCCCGUCAGCCUGGCAUUUGACAAAUGUACAGCUUGUUCUUCCAAAGUUCUUGAUCAAUAUGAACGAGAAGGAUUUAACUUCCUAGCCAAGGUGUUUAAUUCUUCACAUUCCUUCUUAGAAGACUUGACUGGUCUUACAUUGCUGCAUCAAGAAACCCAAGCUGCCGAGGAUCAUCUUUCUUUCAUCCGGCCCAAGAAUGGCACCUUCCCCGCCCAUCAGGCCACCUGCACUCAGGAGUUGGCUGCCUGUCCUGAAAUAGAUCUCUACCAGCUCUCAAGCAGAACAAUUCCUUGCAUUCAUACUUGAAUGUAUAUUUUAUGUUAUUACCUCUUAUUUGUCUUUUUGUAAGUUUGUCCCUACCCCAGUUAAAAAAAAAAAAAAAAAAAUCUGAGUUACUGCUACUGAACCAAAGGGCCUCAUUUGAGGUCUUCUUUCUCCCCACCCCCUCCUCCAUCCCAGUGAUACAGAUGCUGCCUUGUCUGGUCAGGCCUUCAGGGAGGAUGUCCUGACCCCCUCAACCCCCCAUCUCCAAAGCUGUCCCCUCGCUCUUUGUGCAACUCCCCG